GCUCGGCGCUCGCCGGCGCUGCCGACGCUCGGUGUUCGGCUCCCCCCGGCGGCCGGUGUGUGAGCGGAGGGACCCCCGGUCCGUCGGUCCGUCCGUGUCCGUCCCCUCCACCGCCGGCGACAUGUCCACCGCCAUGAACUUCGGCACCAAAAGCUUCAAACCGCGGCCGCCGGACAAGGGUGCCUUCCCGCUGGAUCACUUCGGGGAGUGCAGCGCUUUCAAGGAGCGGUUCAUGGAGUGCCUCCGCCAGAGCGGCUACGAGAGCGGGGCCUGCCGGCAGCGCGCCAUGGCCUACCUGGAGUGCCGCAUGGAGAGGCAACUUAUGGCAAAUGAACCACUGGAAAAAUUGGGAUUUAAAGAUCUGAUAGAUGAGAAAUCAGAAGCAAAACCUGAAAAGUUGUAAUGAAGACAGACAACUUCACUCCUCAUGUAUGGAAAGCAUAACUCUUGUGUAGUACAUAUUGUACGUUCUGUUGCAAUAGGAAGAGUUUCCUGAAGGAACCUUUUUUCAAAGUUUAGUUUUCUUAAAAUAAGAUAUUUCUUUAAAAUGAGCAAAA
Messenger RNA from Haliaeetus leucocephalus (bald eagle), 557 nucleotides. RefSeq names its product cytochrome c oxidase assembly protein COX19. The record is from RefSeq and is a predicted model, not a curated record. Bases 122 to 403 code for a protein of 93 amino acids. Gene Ontology annotation, biological process: mitochondrial respiratory chain complex IV assembly. The transcript is spliced from 3 exons. Gene Ontology annotation, cellular component: mitochondrial intermembrane space. NCBI's taxonomy places the organism in Eukaryota, Metazoa, Chordata, Aves, Accipitriformes, Accipitridae.